CGCCUCCAUCCGCCGUCGCUCGGUUUUGGUUGUUUGACUUUGGGGUACAGCAGGAAACAAAAAUAAAACCAACAUCCUGCCUCUCCCCAUCCCCCCCCGGCCCGGCGCUGGCCAGUGGGCCGGUACGGCCUCAGCUCCUCCCUGCUCCAACUGGCGGACCUGGCUGCUGUAGAGACUUCCCCGACUCGUCCGGCAGAGAAUGAGUUAAUGUAGUCACUGGAAAAUUCUGGAUGGAAACCAAUGUGUUCUGGAUCAGUGGUUUGGCAAUGGUCAAAUGCCAGUUUUCCCAUGUUCUUGUGAACAGUUUUACAUACAGAACUGUCCUAGAAAUGCACCUAGAUAAGAAUGAACAGAAGAGAGGUACUGUGGUCGACACAGGCUUUGUGUCAUGCUGGUUUCCAGUUUAAAAACCAGUAGGCUGGCAAUUUUAAAGGAACAGCAACAAAGUGAUGACCAGGUGCCAAGUGCCAGCUUUCCUUAUUCAUCAGAUUCAAGAAGAAUUGGGUAAAGAAGAAGAAGAGAUGAUGGUUUUCCUGUGCCGAGACCUUGCUCCUGACUUGGCCAAUGCUGAUCUUAAAGAAAUCCUGCUGGCUUUGAAUGAGAGAGAGAAACUGACUCCUGUUGGCUUAUCUGAGCUGUUGUACAGAGUUAAGAGGUUUGACUUGCUGAGGAGGAUCCUGAACACUGAGAAAGCAACAGUGGAAGCUCACCUUGCCAAGAGUUUCAGACUUAUCCCUGAUUACAGGGUACUAAUGGUAGAGAUAAAUGAAAAUCUGGAAAAAGAUGAAGUGGGUUCUCUUGGUUUUCUACUCAGAGAUUAUGCACCUCGUAUGAAAAUGGUGAAAGAUAAGAGUUUUCUAGCUCUUAUAAUUGACCUAGAGAAGCUAAAUUUGGUGGCUCCUAAUCAACUGGAUCUGAUAGAAAACUGUUUUCGAAGUAUUCACAGGAUAGACUUGAUUAGGAAGAUUCAGACGUACAAACGCAAAGCUUCGGUGUCCUCCGUUCAUUGUCAGCCAGUUUAUGUAAAUGCUCAUCCAGCCUCUCUCCCUAAUUUCAAUCUGAUUGAGCCUUCUUAUCAUUCAGGGAUUCAGAAUGAGGGCAUGAAAAAAUUACAAAAUGGAUCAAGUCUUACUCUGGCUGCAGCAGAACCACUUCACUUGUCCAUUGAGGAGUCAGGAUCAGUGCCACAUAAGAUGUCUGAUGAUUCCUACAGAAUGCAAAGUCAACCUUUAGGAAUAUGCCUGAUAAUAGAUUGUAUUGGCAAUGACACUGAUGUGUUGGAAGAGACCUUCAGAGGCUUAGGCUAUGACGUUCAUUGUCACAGAUAUUUAAAUAUGAGCUCCAUGAAUCAAACAUUGCUUGAAGUUGCAAGGUGGCAGAAGCACAAAAAUUGUGACAGCUUCGUUUGCAUAUUGGUCAGCCGUGGAAACUCUCAGAGCAUCUUCUGUACAGACCACACCUUUUCUGGAUUCCCUUUGGAACAAAUAAAGAAAUACUUUACAGCAGACUCAUGUCCUGGACUCCUAGGAAAACCAAAGCUUUUUUUUAUUCAGAGCUAUGUUGUGCCAGAAAAUGAGCAAGAAUGUACCUGUCUGUUGGAAGUUGAUGGCAAUGCUGAUAAUAUCAGAGCUAAAGUCACUAUUCCCCAUACAGCAGACAUUUUUUGGAGUCAUUGCAAGGUGGAUGUGUCUACACUAGAACAAUCCCCAACUGCACCCUCAAAAUAUCUACGCUGUCUGGCUGAGCUACUCCGUAAUCCUUAUAAAAGGAAACUCUGUAUAUUGGCUAUCCAUAUGGAACUGAACAAAAAAGUUUAUGAUGGGAAUAUGACCGCUGACCCAAGCCAACAGUACUCACUGCUGCUCCAGCACACACUGAGAAAGAGACUUUUUUUCCCACCUGAUUGCUGUUAAAAAGUACAUAUCUAAAGUUACUAACAAGAAGCAUUUGCUAUGAUGCAAAGUUUAAUGCAUACUUUUAUUUAUGCAUUGUUAUUUCGUGUAUAUCUAAAGUGCCUGUUGCUUCCAAACACAGGAAUUUACAAGCAUUUUAGUGUGCUAAGACACUAAAUUUUGUAUUUUAAUAUCAUAGUCUCUGAAAGCUUGGAUGAGAAUGGUAACUAUUGUAUGGCAGUGUAGCAUAUCUUGUUACUGAAUGCCACGGGUAAACAGAGUGUAAAGAGAUCUAAACUGUAUAGCUGUUGGGUUUUCCAAGAAAGAACAGAAGUGUUUUUAUUGCUUCAUUGGUGGUUUUUAACAUACCUCCUAGCAGUUAAUAUUUGAACAAAUAUACUGAAAUGUAUUGAUUAUUUUCCCCUGCACCUAGUAGUGGCAAAUGGCUCAGGAAAGCAUUCCUACCCAGUAAUGCCAGAUCUUUGCUAACAAGUUCUGGCUUGCAUGCCUCUAUAGACUGGCAAAACAGAAGGGAGAGAAAGAUGGUCUUUUCAGUAAUCUGGAUUCCAUCUGUUUGCUGCAUUAAAGAUUCCAUUGUUAGAACUGUCCACUGCUCACAGGGGUUCUGUGUUAAUAAAUGAGACAGUCUGCCAUGCUUUGGGCCAAGUAUGUUUUCUGCUAAUGCAAAAAUGAGUGUACAUGUGACAGGACAUUACAGUCAUCUGCCACACAGUUAAAAACAUGCGGGAUUUUGGCAGAUGUCUUGUGGAAGCUGAAACAUGAUUCACACUCAUUGUACCAGGCAUCAUUGUAGAAAGAUACUUCAAAAUAUUUCAAUUUAAAUGUAGCAUGUAGCAGCCAUUGGCCUUUAAGACUGUAUUAUGUUAAACACCCCACCCUUACUGUUUUUGCUUAUGAAAAAGAAUAUGCCUCUAUUAAUUAAUUUUUCCCCAAGUGCUCUUGUUCUUGUAAAAAAAGAAAAGAGAAAAUUUUCCUAAAUACAAAAAUUUUUCUCCAAUGUAGCAGUUGCCCAACUAAAAGUUAACUGCCUUAAAGUUCAGUUAGCCUGCUUGUAUAACCUAGAUGGGUUAUAUUGAAGUUUAUUGUCACUGAACUUAGUGACAAUAAAGUAGGCCACUGGUAAAUAUUUAAUUUUUACUCCUAAUAUAGUGUCCUAUGUGAGAAAAUAAUUCAAGGUCCUGGUAUGCUUUGCUUGGUUUCUGUUUAAAUUUUUAAUGGAAAAAGAGAAGGAUACAAAAUGACAGAUACAGAAUAUUAGAAGUUACUUCCUGUGGUGGCUGGUAAAUGAACUAAAUGGUGAAACAAACAUUUCCUGUGGUUGUAGAAAUAAGGUGUCAUUUCAAGUUACAUGUAUCUAAGUAAUGUUAAAAAAUGUGAUCUUCUUCACAGAUUAACUUCACUUUCCCAUUUCCUUUACUAGCUUUUGCAUUUGACAAGCACCUCUGCUACCCUAUAGACAACCAAAAGCAGGGAGAAUGGAACAAAGAGGAGACAGAUGAGGAAAAGAAAUGUGGAAAUUUUAAUCAGGAACAAGAAGGGGAAUGGUAGGGGGCAUCAAGAGAAGAACAAGUAGGGGAAAGACGAUUCGGAGGAGAAAUACAGUAUUAAUAUUGGAAGGAGAAGAAAACAGGAAAAAGGAAGUGAGAAUAAUAGUGGCUGUCUUUACAGACUCAAAUGAUGUGGUGAGUUGGUUGAUGUUUUGUGGAUUGGUUGCUUGGGGGUUUUGAGUGAUGCUAAAUGCAACUAUUUACUUAAAAUAUUAGCAGUAGAAUAUAUUCUACUUUUACAGUUUUGUGACAAGUUUGAUUUGGGAGUUAAGAAGGAUAUAUGUUCUUUGCCUUGCUGCAAGACACAGUAAGUAAAAUCCGUGUCCCUUUCAUUAAGAAAUGAUGCAGAAGUGCUGUUUUGAAAACUAGAGGCUCAUGUAAUCAACCCUUUCAGUGUAAAAGCAAGGGACUCUCUUUGUGAAUGGCUGCUUGGUUGGAAGUGGUUGUAGCCCUCUAGAGUUGUGGGGACAGACACGUAUUGUGCAGCGUUCAUGGGCGUCAGAUACAGAUUUUUUACACUGAUCCUCAGUACAUUCUUAAGCCGUAGCCAUGCACAAUCUCUAACCAUACAUCUAAGCAUUAUUUAUUGCCUUGACACCCCUUUCAGGAGUGGCAUUCAAGCAGGCUGGUUCCCUGUACCUGUUGCAUAGUGACUAUUUAUGCAGGACUUCUAUGCAGGACGGCAGUUGUCCGUCACUUCUCCUGUUACAGAAUCAUGGACUCAUAGAAUCCUGUUUAUACAAUCACAGACUCAUAGAAUCUGCUGAGUUAGAAGGGACCUGUCAAGAUGAUCUAGUUCAACUCCUGGCCCUGCACAGGACACCCCAAGAAUCCCACCAUGUGCCUGAGAGUGUUGUCCAAAAGCUUCUUGAGCUCUGCCAGAGUUGGUGCGGUGACCAAGUUCCCUGGAGAGCCUGUUCCAGUGCCCAAACACUCCCUGGAUGAAGAACCUCUUCCUAAAAUCUACCCUAACCAUCCCCUGACACAGUUUGAUUUCUCCAGUCCUGUCAGUGGUCACCAGAGACAUGCAGAGACUUGAUACCUCUGCCCCUUGUGAAGAUGUUGAAUACUGCAAUGAGGUCUGCUCUCAGUCUCCUCUUCUCCAGCCUGAACAAACCAAGUGACCUCAACCCCUCCUCAGAGGGCCUCCCCUCCAAAAACCCUUACCAGAUUUCUGUGUCCCUCCAUACACAUGAUGGGGACUGUUUCUUCUUGCUGUAGUGCGCAUUUCAGUGGAUGCAGGGUGUGGACUACAUCAAGUUGUCCCUGUACUGCAGACAGUGAAAUUAUCUCAGGUUAAAUGAUCCUUAGCCAAAAGAAAAGGGGGAAGAGAAUUUUGGAUGCAUCAUGAGUUUAGGGUCUUAGCACAGGAACAUAGAGAGUGAUGUGCUGGUGAAAUUUCACGGUCUUAGACUGCCGAAAUGUCCAAAGUUUUCAGAACCUGUUAUUGAAAGAGGUAAAACAAGCUAUGCUGCUCCUGCAUUGUGAGAGGUUGGAAUAAGGCUGCCAGAGUGACUGCUCUGGCACUUAACUACAGUUUUGGUUUCUGAUAACUGGGAAAAAAAAUUUCUUGUAGUUCUGUAUGUGCUCUGUAUAUGGAAGGUGAUGCCUUUAAGUGGCUCAGAAGGUGUACUCAUGAGGCAAGAGAGUCAGUGGUGUUUUGUACCAGACUUGAGUUGCUUGGUUUUUCUCAGCCACCUACACUGAUGUAGCUAAGCCAUCAGUUGACUUGAGUUACAUAUUUGGGUAAUUACAGUGGUUACCAAUUCAUUAUCCAAAACAGAAGUUACAUUCAAGAGGAUGUUACUGUGCUAGCACUUGUAGAUGGAGUAUGUUGUGGGCUGAUCUCCCCUUUCAACUCUUCACAAGAUGUAACAGCAGCAACUAUUACAGAUACCGGAGUCAGAGAAGCUUUUUAUGGAGUUUCUGAGAAUUCUUUUCUGCUUUCCAGAGUUUCAAGUUUCUGACAUGCAGAACAGUAUUGCUGAGAAGAGGCUGCUGUCUGUGUGGAUGAUCUAUAUUCAAUUUAAAUUAAAUAUCCUGUACUGAAUUAUUUGUCAGCUUUUCUGUGGCUGGUUUAAAUUAUGUCUAUUUUUCAGCUUCUGUAUUAGAAACAAUAAUAAGACACUAUAAUUGGAUACAAAUGCUGGGUUUCAUGCUCAUAUUCUGAAUAAAAUUUCUGUAUGCAGUCAGA
Messenger RNA from Melospiza melodia melodia, 5654 nucleotides. RefSeq names its product CASP8 and FADD like apoptosis regulator (gene CFLAR). Gene Ontology annotation, molecular function: cysteine-type endopeptidase activity; protein binding. NCBI's taxonomy places the organism in Eukaryota, Metazoa, Chordata, Aves, Passeriformes, Passerellidae. The record is from RefSeq and is a predicted model, not a curated record. The coding region runs from base 450 to 1913 and encodes 487 amino acids. The transcript is spliced from 11 exons. Gene Ontology annotation, biological process: regulation of apoptotic process; proteolysis.